AAACAUAAUCAAAACAAAGAAAUCCCGUUCUUCGGACGACCAAAACAAAACGCCCUUUAGUAGAUCUCGUGCGUAGUAUUAUUGCGUGGGUUACAUUAGUGUUCUCGGUAUUGCGAAUCACCGGAAUAAAAUAUAAUUUCACAGUGAAAUAGUGUUGUAAUAAGGAACCUCUCGCCGAGAAUACGAACAAAUUGCCUCCUGAACCGGCUGACCUCGCCGAACCAAAGUGAUGAAAGCCCUCGAUCGGAUUAACCCUUUCAGCCCUCGUCGCAUCGAAUAAAAUCUAGCUUGGGAAGAAUUGAACGGUGAAACGGUGAAAAGGCUAACAUAUGCGUAGAUAUUCGCAAAAUCAUCGUGUGUUUCUUCAUUCACGGGGCGCUGCCGCCGGGCCGAACUAAUCAACGAGUUAAAUGGACUGAACGCACAGCAAUUAAUUUAAUUGAACGUCACUAAGAUUCGCGAACCCGCGUCGUCGUUGGCAUCGUGGCAGUUUUGGGAGGGAACGAAGAUACAUUGCGGCGGUACAUCUUCGCAUGCAUGCCGGCCGGUCGGUCCGUUCGUGCCGCUUAUAUCUUCUGAUGCAAUAGUGCUUUGAAAUUUGUGCAGAAAGAAGAUAAGAGCAGGAAGAAUUUUCACUGUGAAUGAAGUGAAGACCGGACAGAGAACAUGUCUGGAAUAGGGGUUUAGGAGCAUCAACUGUUGGACAAUUGGGGAAAUUGUGUGGUACGCGGUGGUAUUUAUUCAAUAAUGAUGCUUGGCGCCGUCAUUAGUUCCACUGUUUUCGAUUGAGCGGAUAGAGCAUUGGCAGAUUGUGUGGACCAUUCAAUGAAGCGUGCAAAUCAGUCACUCCCGGCACACUCUAGUAUUUAUUAGUCUACCCUCGACGACACAGCGUUCAAAAGCCACUUCCCCGAAGUGGCGCGACAACGGCGGUCAAUCACAUUCAACAUGGGAAAAUCGUUAGCGGUUGUUCUCAUCGGCACAAUAUUGCUGCUGGCAGCAUCCCCGGCACGGAGUCAAACGACAAUCGGGGCCACCGUUGUGCUCGACCCUCAAGAUAUAUCCAUACUGGUGCGGGAAACCAAAGAAAUUUUGGUUCGCUUCCGCGGAUCGCUCACGCAAAAUGUGCAGUUCAACUUCUCCAACGAACACUCGGAAUUCGUCGUGGUGAAACCGUCACAGAUCUCAGUUGAUGCUCCGGCGAACGGGUUCAUCGAUAAAGCCUAUCCGGUUGAUCUGGAAGCUCUUUCGCCCGGACAGUUCGAUCUGGUAGGAAAAAUCAUCCCGACAGGCCUUCUCGAUGACGCGCAAGCCUUCAUCCGAGUUACGAUCGCCAACAAUACCGCCAUCAUUUACGUGUCGAUUGUGAUCGGCUGGAUCUACUUUGUGGCAUGGACGAUAUCGUUCUGGCCACAGAUGAUCAUCAACUUCAGGCGGAAGAGUGUCGUCGGUUUGUCGUUCGACUUUUUGGCGCUGAACCUGCUGGGACACACGCUGUAUGCAAUCUUCAAUUGUUCACUGUUUUGGAACGAUCAUAUCGAGCAGGAGUAUUUCAACCGGAACCCCCGCGGAUUGAAUCCGGUCAUUGCAAACGACGUGGCAUUCUCGCUGCAUGCUUCUCUGGCAACAUUACUGACGGUGGUGCAAUGCUUUAUCUAUGAGAGAGGGGAACAAAGAGUGUCGUACACGGCCCAGGGUAUCCUUGGAAUUUUCGCGACGAUUAUCGUGGUCUCGGGAGUUUUGGUCGGUACCGAGACGUGGCACUGGCUGGACUUCUUGUAUGCACUCAGCUAUAUUAAGCUAGCUAUUACCUUGAUCAAAUACGUACCGCAAGCGGUACUGAAUUUCAGGAGAAAGAGCACGGUGGGAUGGAGUAUCGAGAAUAUUCUGCUCGACUUUACCGGCGGUAUGCUGAGCAUGCUGCAAAUGUUGCUCAAUGCGUAUAACUACGAUGAUUGGGCUUCGAUAUUUGGGGAUCCUACCAAGUUUGGAUUGGGACUGUUUUCCGUACUAUUCGACAUUGUCUUUAUUGUGCAACACUAUGUGUUGUAUAGAGACGCUGAGUACAUCGAGCUACCUGGGGAUAACCACGCGGAUUACGAUCCGGGCACUAGUCAUUUACCAACAACUCCGGUUCCCGUUACGGCCGACCCAGAACCUAUAGAUGUCUAAUCUGAUAAGUAUAAGAAGCAAAAAAGUACCAUCCCAAAAGCUAGCACACUUAACUGUUAGAGAAUUAUAUUGAAUCAAGCAACUGUGAAUACACUCCACCAAUGGUACCGUAAACCGGAGAGAGAAUUGUAUUCGUUUAUUGGCUGCAGCCACAAAUACAAAUUCGGAAUUAACAAUAGUGUUGCAAUCAUUUUCAUAGGUACUUAUUUUGAACCAAAUUUUCACCGGUUUACGGAACUUGGUAUUACAUAAUUAAGGCUGAUACACGUGUAGUAAAAUUGCGACCAUAACUAACUGCAUUUCUAUAGUUAUACCUAUGUCUGAAUGCUUUACUUUGAAAUCUAUUGUCAUUCAAGAAGAAAGUAUUUUCCAGACUAGAAUUAUAAUACGUAUUCGAUGCAAGCGGGUGUAAAUGGCAUUUGUCUGUUAUUUUUCUUGUGAAGAAAUAUAAAGCAAUUUAGAAUGUGAUCCUUAACAUUUCUGAUUUACUACUAGAAUUAAAUCAACAAUUACUUAGGUAGAAUCAAUACAAGGAACUGCAGUCUAGAAGAUUAAUUAGGUACUUUGUUUUAAUUGUAGGUGCACAUUAGGUAUACCCCCGUUUACUAUUCGCAUCUGGAAAGCUGUACAGUAUUUGUCAAGUAAAUUGCCUAAGAUGCAUUUGUUCCCAGGUCGGAAAACUUGUGUCUAUAAAACUCACUACCCUUUUCAGGACUUGGAGUCCGUACAUGGUUUGACCACAACUGACCUUACAGUGUCAUCUAUAUGGCUUCAGUGUCUCGCACUUGUCUUGACUAGUACGAGACACUGAAUACUGUUAACACUGGCACUCGAAUAUUUGUUCAACAUUCUAGUGAAAUAUAAAAGAAAUACAAUUACACCCCUUUGCAUCUGCACUUUGAA
This is a messenger RNA of Armigeres subalbatus, 3075 nucleotides long. RefSeq names its product cystinosin homolog (gene Ctns). The record is from RefSeq and is a predicted model, not a curated record. The transcript has 7 exons. Gene Ontology annotation, biological process: L-cystine transport. Gene Ontology annotation, cellular component: lysosomal membrane. NCBI's taxonomy places the organism in Eukaryota, Metazoa, Arthropoda, Insecta, Diptera, Culicidae. Gene Ontology annotation, molecular function: L-cystine transmembrane transporter activity. Bases 949 to 2172 code for a protein of 407 amino acids.